Messenger RNA from Medioppia subpectinata, 660 nucleotides. NCBI's taxonomy places the organism in Eukaryota, Metazoa, Arthropoda, Arachnida, Sarcoptiformes, Oppiidae. The record is from the annotation of a GenBank genome assembly.
AAUGGUUUCAUCGAAGGCCGAGAACUCGAUAAUUUCCUUAAGGAAUUCGUCAGUUCUGUCAACACUACUGAUGUCGGACCGGAGGUGGUGUCGGAAUCGAUGUUUGCGGAGCUGAAGGAGUGUUUUAUGGAGGCGUACGACGACAAUAGGGAUGGAAAGAUAGAAAUACGUGAAUUGGCACAACUCCUGCCACUCGAAGAGAGUUUUUUGCUUCUCUUCCGUUUCGAUAAUCCUCUGGAAUCGAGCGUCGAGUUUAUGAAGAUUUGGAGAGAAUAUGAUACCGACGGCAGUGGGUAUAUAGAAGCGGAUGAGUUAAAGAACUUUCUAAAAGAUUUGCUGAAAGAAGCGAAACGCGAAGCAAUAGAUGAGGACAAACUCAUUGAAUAUACGGACACUUUACUCAAUAUUUUUGACUCUAAUAAAGACGGAAAACUACAAUUGAGUGAAAUGGCAAAGCUUCUUCCAGUGAAAGAAAACUUCUUGUGUCGAAACGCCUUCAAAGGCGCGACAAAACUUAAUAAAGAAGAUAUCGAACGGGUUUUCGCAUUAUAUGAUAGAGACAAGAACGGAACCAUUGAAAACGAAGAACUCAAAGGAUUUCUAAAGGAUUUAUUGGAAUUGGUGAAGAAGAAUCCUAUUCUCGAAAUAAGUCCAUUCGCU